Oldenlandia corymbosa var. corymbosa is the source of this 420-nucleotide messenger RNA. Lineage: Eukaryota; Viridiplantae; Streptophyta; Magnoliopsida; Gentianales; Rubiaceae. The record is from the annotation of a GenBank genome assembly.
AUGGGAGAAGCGUUUUUGUGGCUGCUGUUCUUCUUAAUUCUGAUUUGCCUUGUUGCCAUGGUUAUAUAUCAGCUGGUCUGCUUGUCGGAUUUAGAGUUAGAUUAUAUCAACCCCUAUGAUUCUGCAAGAAGAAUAAACAUGGUGAUUUUGCCAGAGUUCAUUACUCAAGCGGUUCUAGGCAUACUUUUUCUUUUGACCGGGCAUUGGUUUAUGGCACUGCUCAGCAUUCCUUACGCUUACUACAACUUCAGAUUGUAUGCCCAACGAGAACACCUUAUAGAUGUAACUGAGAUUUUUAAUUUGCUCGACCGGGAAAAGCAAAGACGGAUUUUCAAACUGGGGUACAUAGCACUUCUCAUCGUCACAAACCUGUUCUGGUUGAUUUACACUGCGUUGGAAGAUGACGACAACAUAGUGUAG